AUGAUGGAAGGUAAUCCUGCUAUUGCGCGGGGAUUUUUUAAGGGAAGUAAGGAGGAGGCCGCCAGAUUUUGGGAAAAGGUGAAUGUGCAGCUGAAUGCGGCAGGUCCCCCAAUUAAAACAAUUGUGGAAUGGAAAAAGGUAUGGGCAGACCAGAAGAAAUAUGUUCGCCAAAAAGUGGCAAAUAAUAUAAAAAUACAAAAAGGUACUGGGGGCGGCCCAAAUAUGGAGAAGGUACUUUCCCCCCUUGAAGAAGCAAGUUUCAAAUUGAUUGGCAUUAAGCAGUCCGUAAAGGGGCUGACGGUUAAGAAGUUUGGAAUUCAGGAGAACUUGGAUAUGUCCUGUGAAGAAAACUGCCCAGAAGUGGAGUCACUAAAUCUGACCCAAACUGGCACAUUGGAUGGAUUUAUGGACAUCAGCGGAGUAAGUCCUAUAAGUCCACCAGUUGUCUUUGUAGAUUCUUUGGCGUUUACGAAUGAAGACCCCUCUGUAGAUAAAAGCGAAGUGGCAUCAUCAAGUAAAAAAUCAUACUCUAGCUAA
This is a messenger RNA of Anastrepha ludens (Mexican fruit fly), 537 nucleotides long. RefSeq lists its product as uncharacterized. The record is from RefSeq and is a predicted model, not a curated record. Gene Ontology annotation, cellular component: nucleus. The transcript has 2 exons. Bases 1 to 537 code for a protein of 178 amino acids. NCBI's taxonomy places the organism in Eukaryota, Metazoa, Arthropoda, Insecta, Diptera, Tephritidae.